Cladocopium goreaui is the source of this 4497-nucleotide messenger RNA. Lineage: Eukaryota; Dinophyceae; Suessiales; Symbiodiniaceae. The record is from the annotation of a GenBank genome assembly.
AUGAUGGCAUCCAUUGGGCUUGUGGGUCAGCAUUUCCUGAAGUUUCCUGGCUUCGAAAAUUCACCAGCUGGUUUCUCCAUCAUGGGCAGGGGAGAAGGUGUGCUUGGCUUCUUCGCCAUCUUCCUUGUCUCCGGGCUUUUGGAGCUGGCAUGGAGGGAGGACCCAAGCGGUGAGAAGGAGCCUGGCAACUAUGGCGACCCCUUUGGAGUUCAGAUGUACAAUGAUGAAAUGAGAAUGAAGGAACUAAACAACGGUCGUAUGGCCAUGAUCUCUGUGCUUGGAAUUUUCGCGGCAGAAUGUGCCACAGGCAAAGAUGCAAUGCAGCAGUUUGGUCUUCCAGCACUGGGUGGCGGUAGGUUUGCAUCCUCUUCUUCACGCACCAGCUUCACAGGAAAGACAUCCUUGCGAGCGAAUGCUCAACAGUCUGUGAUGCGACGGGCUGAAGCAGUUGUGGCAGAGGAUGUGCCCCCACCGCCAUUCCAGCCAUCAGAGCAGUUUGGUGCGACCGCGCCAUUGGGAUUUUUCGAUCCCUUGGGCUCCUCGGUAUUGGAUGAAUGUCACAGAAAGGAGUCUCUCAGCUUGUGCUGGGUCACUCCGACAAGUUCAAGCUUUUUCGAUCCCUUGGGCUUUACUGCCGUCGGAGAUGAGAAAGGCUUCCGGAAGUUGCGAGUCUCUGAAAUCAAGCAUGGACGAGUAGCAAUGAUGGCAUCCAUUGGGCUUGUGGGUCAGCAUUUCCUGAAGUUUCCUGGCUUCGAAAAUUCACCAGCUGGUUUCUCCAUCAUGGGCAGGGGAGAAGGUGUGCUUGGCUUCUUCGCCAUCUUCCUUGUCUCCGGGCUUUUGGAGCUGGCAUGGAGGGAGGACCCAAGCGGUGAGAAGGAGCCUGGCAACUAUGGCGACCCCUUUGGAGUUCAGAUGUACAAUGAUGAAAUGAGAAUGAAGGAACUAAACAACGGUCGUAUGGCCAUGAUCUCUGUGCUUGGAAUUUUCGCGGCAGAAUGUGCCACAGGCAAAGAUGCAAUGCAGCAGUUUGGUCUUCCAGCACUGGGUGGCGGUAGGUUUGCAUCCUCUUCUUCACGCACCAGCUUCACAGGAAAGACAUCCUUGCGAGCGAAUGCUCAACAGUCUGUGAUGCGACGGGCUGAAGCAGUUGUGGCAGAGGAUGUGCCCCCACCGCCAUUCCAGCCAUCAGAGCAGUUUGGUGCGACCGCGCCAUUGGGAUUUUUCGAUCCCUUGGGCUCCUCGGCAUCUAAGCAACAGUCUCUAGCAAGCGUUCCGAGGGUGAAAGAGACUGUUGGGAUGAGUCGGCGCUUGCAGUGUGCUUGUCACGAAUCAGAGCGCUUCCUGUGUGGAAACGAAUACUGUCACUUGUUGACAUUGAUGCUUUUGCUUGUGUGCAAUUUUGUCUAUGGUUUGAGCCCAUGCAUGCUUGCAAUUUUGGUUGCUUUCAGUGUCAGUUUGUAUCGCGCAAAACACUGCAAUCGCAAAGCAUAUCUCAUCCCUUGUCGUCGGGUGGGAAGAACCAGAGUACCCAUGGUGCGGAAACGAAGAUGUCGAAACAGGAAGUCCUUGAAGACUACCAGCUUUGUGGCAUGUUGCAACCUUUGUUUUUCGAUCUUUUUUGAGCGUGGUAACAUCAGAACCUUCCUGAGCUCAGUGUUUACUCAUGGUCUUACUUCAAUGCAACUGAUGUUGGAACAUCGCAUUUUCUUGGUGGUUCACCUCUCCAUGUUUUGUCUCUUCACUUUCUGUGUUUGGCAUAUCUCGAAGCAUAUGAGAAAUCGACUCAUGCACGCCUUGUGUGGAAAUGGAAAGAAUCAAGGCCGUGGACAGAAUGCAGGGCGACAGAAUUUCAAAGGAAAAGGUCGUGGCAAGCACGCACAAGAACCUUCUCAACCAUCGAAUCCUUUGACAACUCUCCAAGUGGAACAACAGAUUCUUCAAGAUGCGGCUGAAAGACAAUAUAAAGCAAAGGUCCGCGAAGCCCUUCCGGAAGCAGCUUGGAUCAAAAAUGCCGCAGUCCUGGUACCAGGUGAGUGGACGGCGCGUGCAUGCCAUCCUCAUGAGUUGACGGCAGCCGGAGGUGUCAGCUAUGUUGGAAAGGAAUUGGUUCCUGAUGUUUUACGUCGCAUAGGGUAUACACAAGCACCAUGCGCCAUAGUCACCACGCAGCCGGCAAAGGAGUUGGGGAUUCCCUAUCCCAGUGUCGAUGUCAGAUGCUCUUUAGAAGUCUCAAAUCAAGAAGGAUCCAGGGAAAUCGUUGAAGUCAACAAGUUUUUAACACAGAUAGGAUACGGAAGUCCCGUAGAGUUGGCCACAACAGGACCUUGCAUCGUAGCUCCGAGAACCAUGCACAAAUGUGUUGCCAGAUUCGAUCUUCCAACAGGACUCCCAGAAGGUGAACUCACUGGAAGAAUCGUUGCUGAAGCCGUCAGCAAGCAUAUCAAUCCAGCAUAUUUCGUUGAUGUGAAUGCCAGACAGGACAAUACGGCUACGUUGAUGGUCCAAGAUGUAGCCGUACAUGAUUUGCUCAGAGCGAGCGGGCAGGAUCAUGUUUACUUUCGUUUGCAUUCAACUGACCCAGAUGCUGAUACGCUUGAGAUCAUUUGGCUUCCUGAACAAAUCCCGCACAGUGAUGCUUUGCAACUCGUGGCAAAAGAAAAGACUUUUGGACUGGCUCUCAAACGGGGUGCCAAUGGUCCCCGAUAUGGUCUCCGUUUCAAUACAACUGAAGCUAUGAACGCAUAUGCAGUCAAAUACAGCAAGGGUGAGAAGCACAAAUGGGGUCGUUUCCGAGCCAGCAACAUCCCGUCCUCCGUUGGAUUGCGGGGACUACAUGAUAUGCUAUCACCCCUAGGAUGGACAAUUGAAGAGAUCGAAUUUUUCGGAGACACAGGAGCCGUGUUUUUGGCCAGUGGAAGAGGUGAACACGAUCAAAUGCACUUUGUCGAUCACAACAAGAGGAAGAUUCCGGUCAUGAUCAAAGCACUGAAUUCACGUGCCAGAGAUAUGACCAAAGAUCAUGCCCAAGCCGCUGCAGCCAAGGCCAAAACAGCCCCCAAACCUGCCGCAUCUGCAUCCGGGAAUGAGCGAGCUCAAGUUCAAAAAGCUCUAUUUACCAAAAGAUCAGAUCCUGGCAAGACUGGAGAGACACCACCCCCGAAGCAAGCCAAACCGGGGGAGCUUUCAGAAUCAGAAUAUCUUCAGGAAAUCACGUCCUUUGGUCAGUGGCACAAUGCUGCACAGAACGAUCGCACACCCACGUGCUUAAUUGGUCGGGCUUAUGCAGAUGACAUCAGCGGUGAAGGUUCAGCCGAAGAUCCAGCGGAACUCUUGCAACAGACCAAAAAUUUCCAUGACAUUGUUACAUCAUAUCAGCAGUGUGGACUUGGAGAUAUCAGCAUGAAGAAAGCUUUCACCUUCGGUGACCAAUCACUGCGACAAGCCGUCGUUGCAGAUGGCACGGGCCAUCCAGGUCUACAGCUCACACCAGAGGAAGCAUGGAUGAAACUUGCAGUGCUGCGAAGAAUGCUAGCGGGCGGUUUGCUCACGCAAUCAAGGUUCUACGGAGAGGAUAACGAUCCACCACCGAAUGACCCAGAUGUCGGUGUAAGCAGUGAUAAUCCUGUAUUGGAUGAAUGUCACAGAAAGGAGUCUCUCAGCUUGUGCUGGGUCACUCCGACAAGUUCAAGCUUUUUCGAUCCCUUGGGCUUUACUGCCGUCGGAGAUGAGAAAGGCUUCCGGAAGUUGCGAGUCUCUGAAAUCAAGCAUGGACGAGUAGCAAUGAUGGCAUCCAUUGGGCUUGUGGGUCAGCAUUUCCUGAAGUUUCCUGGCUUCGAAAAUUCACCAGCUGGUUUCUCCAUCAUGGGCAGGGGAGAAGGUGUGCUUGGCUUCUUCGCCAUCUUCCUUGUGUCCGGGCUUUUGGAGCUGGCAUGGAGGGAGGACCCAAGCGGUGAGAAGGAGCCUGGCAACUAUGGCGACCCCUUUGGAGUUCAGAUGUACAAUGAUGAAAUGAGAAUGAAGGAGCUAAACAACGGUCGUAUGGCCAUGAUCUCUGUGCUUGGAAUUUUUGCGGCAGAAUGUGCCACAGGCAAAGAUGCGAUUGAGCAGUUUGGCAAAGGAACUGAUGGCAAAGAUGGGAAAGUGGAUGCAGAGCUUGAUAUGUCAGCAGAAGGCCCCAUGCCUGGGGAUUCUGCAGAAACUCUAGACGAUUUGCGCCAGGAAUGCGCAGUACUGAGGCAACGGGUUGUCGGGUUGGAAGCAGAAAACACUGAACUUCAAGCCUUGGUCAAAGAGUGGCGCAUGUGGUAUGCGCAGUGUUACAAGCCACAGAUCGAGUUUUUGGAUGCAGAGAUCGCUCGCAUGGUCACCAUGGCACCCACCUGCCGGCGAUUGGCUUCCACCGCUGUCCAGGAACCUGAACCUGGUACCGAACGGGGCGUCAUGCCAAAGAUGUCGACGCCACCGAUGGUGGGCGGCUCAUCGCCCAAGGGCAAGUGA